AUGCAGUCUAUUGACAAUGCCAUAGUUGCCAAACUGGUGAUGGCUGAUCCAGGCCUGCCUCGACCGAAUCCAACCCAGUCAUACUGGCAAAAAAUACCCCAUGAACUGGCAAACGCCCAGUCCCCCGAACUCCCGACCGAACGAGACUUUGCGAUCAUUGGUUCAGGAAUUACUGGACUCGCCGUUGCCAAAACCUUGCUAGAGCAACAUCCAGCAGCAACGGUGACCGUAUUGGAAGCUCGAACUCUCUGCUCCGGUGCGACGGGGCGAAAUGGAGGCCAGAUGGCCGCCAACGUUGGCGAGGAAUAUAUGCAUCUUGCUGAAACCCACGGCCCAGAGAUGGCCGAGAAGAUUGUAUCAUUUACGUUUCGGAAUUUACAGAGGAUGCAAGACUUGAUCAAAGAAUAUGAUGCUGUGGAGACGAGCGAAAUGCAGCAGCUUCAAAAGUUGCGGGCCUUCUUGACCGAGGAUAAUUUCCGAGAUUUCAAACUGAGCAUCGCGCGCUUGGAAGCAGACCACCCUUCUUGGAAAGGUUUAUACACGAUCCUUGACGAGCAUACCCUCAUUACGGUCUGUCCCCCCUACAUCCCCCAAACAAAACAUAUGAACUAUCUAACCUUCUUCCAGAAAUACGGAAUCCAUGGAGCAGCAGGCGGAGCAUUGCUCCCAGCCGGGACCGUAUGGCCCUAUCGUCUAGUGACGAAGGUGUUCGCAGCUCUGAUGAAGAAGUACCCGGACCGACUGACCAUUGAGACAAACACGCCCGUUCAAGCAGUCGAGCACGAAGCUCACCAUGUCACGCCAAUUACGUCUGUGUUUCCGUACAUUGUCCGCACCCCUCGUGGCCCACUACGAGUCGGAAAUGUAGUCUAUUGUACCAAUGGCUACACGGGACACCUCAUCCCCAAACUGCGGGGACGCGUUCACCCCUUUAAAGGCACCAUGACGGUUCAAGACCCUGGGAAUGCUCUGCCAAACCAAGGAAAGUCCUUUUCGUGGGGAUUCCACUACCCAAUUACUUAUGAUCCCGCCACGAAAGAAUCGGGACAUGGACUGUAUUAUUUGGGACAAAGUGUGAAGACCGGCUAUUUCUAUUUCGGAGGUGAGAAUGCCCGGAUAGAGGACGUUGUCUCGGCCGAUGAUAGCUUUGUGGGAAAGAAAUCUGUGGCCCAUUUGCAGUCAGUUCUCCCACAGUUCUUUGGCAAAAGUCCCACGCCACCCUGGAAGGUUGUUAGCUCAUGGAGUGGGAUUAUGGGAUUCUCAUCCGAUGGACUCCCCUUGGUUGGACGACUUCCAUCGUCACUAACAGAGCGGAAUGGCGAGGGAGAAUGGAUUGCUGCGGCUUUCAAUGGAUAUGGCAUGGCCAAUUGCCUGAUGAGCGGCGAGGCACUAGUGUCUAAGAUGCUUGGAAAAAGCGUUGGUGAAUCUGAUUGGCUUCCGAAUGCCUACGGACUCAGCGAGAAGCGACUGCGAGACAUUCUCACAGCGCCUGAGUCAAUAAAGGCAUUGACAUCUAAGUUAUGA
Messenger RNA from Penicillium verhagenii, 1524 nucleotides. Its product is annotated as NAD(P)/FAD-dependent oxidoreductase. Gene Ontology annotation, molecular function: oxidoreductase activity. The transcript has a single exon. NCBI's taxonomy places the organism in Eukaryota, Fungi, Ascomycota, Eurotiomycetes, Eurotiales, Aspergillaceae. The record is from RefSeq and is a predicted model, not a curated record. Gene Ontology annotation, cellular component: cytoplasm. The coding region runs from base 1 to 1524 and encodes 507 amino acids.